Xenopus laevis (African clawed frog) is the source of this 1653-nucleotide messenger RNA. It is a transcript of the gene p2ry11.L, whose product is annotated as purinergic receptor P2Y, G-protein coupled, 11 L homeolog. The transcript is spliced from 2 exons. Gene Ontology annotation, molecular function: neurotransmitter receptor activity; G protein-coupled receptor activity; G protein-coupled ATP receptor activity. Gene Ontology annotation, cellular component: membrane; plasma membrane. Bases 345 to 1286 code for a protein of 313 amino acids. The record is from RefSeq and is a predicted model, not a curated record. NCBI's taxonomy places the organism in Eukaryota, Metazoa, Chordata, Amphibia, Anura, Pipidae. Gene Ontology annotation, biological process: calcium-mediated signaling; G protein-coupled receptor signaling pathway; G protein-coupled purinergic nucleotide receptor signaling pathway.
UAAUAUUUCUCUUGGGUAUCCCGUAUACAAACAUUUUUUGUACAUCUCAUCUAAUCUGUUCUUUUGUGUUUCAUCACCCAGGAUCCAUCUACUCACAAAAGUUGAUUAGGUAUCAGUAACUAGUUGUUUCCAUCUUCUCAUCACAAGUGUAACUAAGAAUGGAAUACUAAUCUCAACUAUGUGUAGCUACAAAUGUAAAUUCAAUAAAGCAAGUUCAAGAAUUAAGCUUUGUGACCAUAUCAGUGAGGUCCAAAUAUUGCCCUAUCCAUAGAGCAAACACAUCAUCAAUGCAUCUGAACCAGCAUCAUCUACCAAGCCGCCACCCCAAACAAUCUGAAGAAUAAAUGGCUUCCUCCGUCUGCAACAAUUCAUUUGGCGCUGUCCAGACUACGUUCCUGGCUCCAAUGUAUGGAGUGGAGUUUGUGGUGUCUGUGCUCGGUAAUAGCCUUGCCAUCUGGCUCCUUGGGCCUGGAAGCUCUAAGAAUCGCCAUGCAGGCAUCAUCUUCUCUCUGAACCUGGCAGUGAGCGACCUCUUCUAUUCCCUGUCCCUGCCACUGCUGGUGGCCUACUAUACCAUGAACAAGAACUGGGUGUUUGGUUUGGCCAUGUGUAAAGUGGAACGUUUCGUCUUCAAUUGCAAUCUGUACGGAAGCAUCUUCUUCAUCACUUGUAUUAGUGCCAACCGCUACCUGGGCAUCGUCUUCCCAUUUUACACCAGAGGUAGAGUGGAGAGCAAGCAUGCCAAAUGGGUCAGUUUGGGCGUAUGGGUGCUGGUAGCUGCCAUCUCUGCCCCUGUCUUUUUAUUCUCAAAACUGCAAGUGGAAAAUAACAAAACAGAGUGUUUGGGGACAGCUGUCAAUAGUGAGCUGCCAUCUUAUUUUCCUUACAGCCUUUUCCUGGCUGGCUUUGGUUGUGCUCUUCCAUUCCUGAUCACCUUCUUGUCCUACAUUGGAAUAGCCAAGGCUGUAUGGAAAAGCCAUGGGUUAGAACCCCGGGAGAAAAGAAAGGUGGUGACUCUGGUGUGUGUGGUUGUGCUACUCUACGCCAUCUCCUUUGUGCCCUAUCACAUUCUGAGGAAUCUCAACCUGAAGAACCGCAUAGCCACAUCAGAUUGCAAGUGGUCUCUAAAGAUCCAUUCUGCCUUUCAGGUGGCCAAAGCUCUUGUUUCUUUGAAUCCCUGUAUCCACCCACUGCUCUACACAGCCGUGAUAGACAAUGUCAGGGCCAAACUUGGCUGCUACCAGGAGAGCCAAGAUGUGAAGUCCCAAGGAGAGAGUAGACUUUAAACCCCAUGAAGUCCAAGGAGAGAGUAGACUUUAAACCCCAUGAAGUCCUAAAAACAUGAUAAAACACAGUGCCUCAACCUAAAUUCAUAGGCUGAAUAGAUAAAGAAUAUGUGGGAUCCAUUGUACAUAUCAAGGAAUACAGUAGCUGUGCUUAAAUUUAAGAUAUUCCAGGAGAUCAUUUGGAAGCAUCCUCUUGAACCCAAAGACUGGAAGAAUUCAGUAACUCUCAAACAAUCAAACAGCAGGGAGUAAAGAACAAUUGGACUCAAAUGUAUAAAUGUAUAUAUUAUAACGUGUGUGUGUUAUUCUUCUGUAGCAUUUUUUGGCUACUUCUUUUCCAUAUUUGAAUAUUAUUUUAGAAUUUGAA